This is a messenger RNA of Macaca mulatta (Rhesus monkey), 2407 nucleotides long. RefSeq names its product TraB domain containing 2B (gene TRABD2B). NCBI's taxonomy places the organism in Eukaryota, Metazoa, Chordata, Mammalia, Primates, Cercopithecidae. Gene Ontology annotation, molecular function: Wnt-protein binding; metalloendopeptidase activity. Gene Ontology annotation, biological process: negative regulation of Wnt signaling pathway. The record is from RefSeq and is a predicted model, not a curated record. Gene Ontology annotation, cellular component: plasma membrane; organelle membrane.
CCCUCUCUCCCGGCCGCGGAGCAGCAUGGCGGAGCCCGGGCAGCGGCCGCGCGGCCGCCCGCCGCCCCUCUGAGCCGGACUCGGGGGCAGCCCGCCGCCCCAGAGCCGCCCCCGACCCCUGCCGCGCCCUCCGCCGCACUUGUCCCACUGCGCGCCUCCUGGAGCGCCGCGCACCCCUGGGACCCUUGCGCGCCCCGGGCGCCCAGCAUAACCCAGGGACCCCCGCGCACCCCAGGUUCUCGGUUCUGCCCCAGGAACCCCGCGCGCCCCUGAACCCCGACGCAGCUCCGGGACCCCGCGCGCCCCCGGACCCCAACACGCCCUCAGCACCUGGGGGCUCAGCCAGCGAGGUUGAGCGCCCGGGGGCGGGGCCCAGCCCUAGAGGGUCCCUGUCUUCCAACAGACGGAGCCCCGCCCCAGAGAAACCCCCAGGUUCGACAGGGACAGUCAGCCACGCCCCAGAGGGCGACCAGCAUCCUGUGGCUGGAGCCCAGUGCUCCAGAGGAAACUCCGUGCCCAACUGGGGACUCCCCGCCCCGCUGAGGGGCGCCGCCCGGGAGGGUCCCCCGCGCCCCGCGGGCCGCGGCAGGAUGCACGCCGCCCUGGCGGGGCCGCUGCUCGCCGCCCUCCUCGCCACCGCUCGCGCCCGCCCGCAGCCCCCUGACGGAGGACAGUGCCGGCCGCCCGGAUCGCAGAGGGACUUGAACUCCUUCCUGUGGACGAUUCGUCGUGAUCCGCCGGCCUACCUGUUUGGCACUAUCCACGUCCCCUACACCCGUGUCUGGGACUUCAUCCCGGACAACUCCAAGGCAGCCUUCCAGGCUAGCGCCCAUGUCUACUUUGAGCUGGACCUGACAGACCCCUACACCAUCUCGGCCCUGGCCAGCUGCCAGCUGCUGCCGCACGGGGAAAACCUGCAGGAUGUGCUGCCUCGCGAGCUUUACUGGCGCUUGAAGCGCCACCUGGACUACGUCAAGCUGAUGAUGCCCUCCUGGAUGACGCCCGCUCAGCGGGGCAGGGGGCUCUAUGCUGACUACCUAUUCAAUGCCAUCGCGGGCAACUGGGAGCGCAAGAGGCCCGUCUGGGUGAUGCUCAUGGUGAACUCGCUCACCGAGAGGGACGUGCGCUUCCGCGGGGUGCCCGUGCUCGACCUCUACCUGGCCCAGCAGGCUGAGAAGAUGAAGAAGACCACAGGGGCUGUGGAGCAGGUGGAGGAGCAGUGCCAUCCCCUCAACAACGGGCUCAACUUCUCCCAGGUGCUGUUUGCCCUGAAUCAAACCCUGCUGCAGCAGGAGAGUGUGCGGGCCGGGAGCCUGCAGGCCUCCUACACCACGGAGGACCUCAUCAAGCACUACAACUGCGGAGACCUCAGCGCAGUCAUCUUCAACCACGACACAUCCCAGCUGCCCAACUUUAUCAACACCACCCUCCCGCCACACGAGCAGGUGACGGCCCAGGAGAUUGACAGCUACUUCCGCCAGGAGCUCAUCUACAAGAGGAAUGAGCGCAUGGGGAAGAGGGUCAUGGCGCUUCUACGGGAGAACGAGGACAAGAUCUGCUUCUUUGCCUUCGGAGCAGGUCACUUUCUGGGGAACAACACAGUCAUCGACAUCCUGCGGCAGGCAGGGCUGGAGGUGGACCACACACCCGCCGGGCAGGCCAUACACAGCCCUGCCCCCCAGAGCCCAGCGCCCUCUCCUGAGGGGACCUUGACGAGCCCGGCCCCAGUGACCCCAGCUGCUGCUGUCCCCGAAGCACCCUCCGUGACCCCCACCACCCCACCGGAGGAUGAGGAUCCAGCCCUGUCCCCACACCUCCUGCUCCCCGACAGCCUCAGCCAGCUGGAAGAGUUUGGCCGACAGAGGAAGUGGCACAAGAGGCAGAGCACACACCAGCGGCCACGGCAGUUCAAUGACCUCUGGGUCCGCAUCGAGGACAGCACCACCGCCUCGCCGCCCCCGCUGCCCCUGCAGCCCACCCACAGCUCCGGGACGGCCAAGCCCCCCUUCCAGCCCUCAGACCUGCUACAACAGCAGGACCUGCCAGGGCCCGCCAGCAGCUCGGCACCCACCCUGGGCCUCCUCCCCGCCGUUGCCACCACCAUCGCUGCCCGCUUCCUGCUGCACAGCCUUGGGCCCUCUUGACCUCGGCCACCCCAAGUGGAGAAGCCAGAGAAAUGACACAGGGGUCUUCGGCCACACCCCACCGCUCCUGCCACCACCUGCAGGGGUGCCCAACACCUCGAGGGCAGUCCAGACGGGAUCGGCUAGACACUAGAGCUUUACUGUACCCAAGUUACAUCUUCUUUUUUGUAGAAGGAUCUUAAUUUCCCAUAGUGCUAUGGGGCUCUUUUGUAAAAUACGUGUCCAUAUUAAAAAGGAGAAAUGUAUUUAUUCUACUGAUAAAA